Canariomyces notabilis is the source of this 2607-nucleotide messenger RNA. Its product is annotated as PSP1-domain-containing protein. The transcript has 3 exons. The record is from RefSeq and is a predicted model, not a curated record. Gene Ontology annotation, cellular component: cytoplasm. NCBI's taxonomy places the organism in Eukaryota, Fungi, Ascomycota, Sordariomycetes, Sordariales, Chaetomiaceae. The coding region runs from base 1 to 2607 and encodes 868 amino acids.
AUGAGCUCCGGCGGGAUCAAACCUGGCGUCGCGUCCAAGCCGGGACCGGGAAGCUUCCCGGCUGGUGCGCCCAGCAGCCAGGCAAUACUGCUCGAGAAGCUGAAUCGAAGGUCAACGCCAGAUUCGGAAGCACUGGCAAGCUCGGAUGACGAACCAGACACUCACCGUCAGGAAAAUCCGCCUGCGUCGGCCCAACCACCAAAACCCGUGCGGCGUGCGUCUUGGCUGAAUGACACUUCCCAGCCUGUUCCCCGUCAGAGGAAGGAAUCUUUCGCCAGCAGCUCAAUGUCACCGACAGCCUCCCACCCAACUACGCCUUCUGCGGAGUCAGGGGUCACGGCUUGGGGAUCACAUUCGGCGUCGGCUGCCGUCCUUGGCCGAGCUCACUCAGGAACUGGUUCAUUCCCUUGGGGAGCGGGGAUUUGGAAUGCCGAGAGGAAGGAGCCGCCGUCGCGUCUGACCGAAGUCUUACCUUCCCCGACUUCGGCCGUUCCGCCCGGAAGCGGCUCGUUCUUCGCUUCUGACGGUGGGCUGACACAGACCUCGCCUGCACCGAGAGAUCCUCCUAGCUCGCAGAUUCCAUUCGCAAUUCCCCUGCACCCGACGCCAAAGGCUUACCGUUCGCAAUCUUACUCGGUAGGCCAACUAGAGCCGGAGACCACUGCCACUUCGAUGGCUCCAUCUACGAUUCUGGGUUCUCGCGGUCGGCCGUUUCCGCAUUCUGGUCUCCAGCACCGCCCUUCUCGGCCUAGCAUGCUGAGUGAGAUGUCGAACGAUGGUACGAUGCUCGGAAAGGUGAACGAGGACGACGACGACGACAGCACUGGUUCGCUCCAGGGCAGUCAGCACCAAGAGCAGGCCAAGACCAUUGAGAUGCUCACCCGAGAGAACAUGAUGCUGCGCCAACAGCAGCAGUAUCAGAAUGCUCGCCUUCGCCCCCGGGCCUCUACAGCUUCAGUUUAUGGGCUGGGAAGUGGUUACUUGCAAGACCCUGUCCCUGAAGAGUCGGAUUACGCAAUCGACGAGCAUGACGAGGCGAAUGACGGAUCUGAUGUGGCAGCUAGAAGGAGCCUCGCACGAAGAAUGAGCGAAUAUGGUGUCGGUCCGUUCAGAUCCCCAUAUCAACUGGAGAACAGGAAACUGGAGAACGUCAAGAAGGCGUAUUGGCAAAGUUCACUGGGGUUUGGCGGACUGGGGGACUUGCCCCAGAGCAGGCGACACUCCUUUGCGGACGUACCAACGCGCCAAGCCUCGAUCAGCUCCAUCGGGGAAGCCGUCCAGGCGCAUGAACAGAUGGCCCAGGAUGUUGCUCAUUCACAGGAUUUUCUAACUGCGUAUCCCGACAACACCAAUUUUGCGAUCAAUAACCAAGUUUCCCCUUAUUUUACCGGUGGCCCGCAGCAGGGGCUUGCACAGACGGCAUACAGCAGCCACUAUCCAACACCAUACACCGGGAUUCCGAGCAGUUAUGCCAACCGACAAACCUCGCCCCACCGGAAUAUGUAUGGCAUGUCACAACCUCGUCACAACCAGUCGCUCCACAUUGUCCUUUUCAAAUGUGCCAGGGCAGAUGUAUUUUACAUUCAGGAAGGUACCGGCUUGACCGUCAAGCCUGGCGACCUGGUGAUAGUGGAGGCCGACCGCGGCACCGACCUCGGCACCGUUGCGCGCGACAACGUAGACUGGCAGACCGCCAAGGAACUCAAGGAACAUUAUGCCGAGGAGCAGUAUAGGUGGCUCAUGAUGUACUCCCAGAAUGCGGCCGCGGCCCAGGAAGGUUCCGGAGCUGGUCUUAUGGCGGCCUCUAACGGACUCCAGGGUAGUGCCGUUGGCGGUAUGGGCCCGCCGAGCCAACACCAUAUACAAGAACCCAAUGCCGGCGAACUGAAGCCGAAGCUGAUCAAGCGGCUUGCGCAAAGCCAUGAGAUCCAUGCCUUGCGGGACAAGGAAGGAAAUGAGGCCAAGGCGAAGCGUGUCUGCCAGCAGAAGGUUAAGGAGCACGGCCUUAACAUGGAAAUUUUGGACGCCGAAUUCCAAAUGGACUGGAAGAAGCUGACCUUUUACUACUUUGCCGACACCUACAUCAACUUCAACUCGCUCGUUACCGAUCUUUUCAAAAUCUACAAGACACGCAUUUGGAUGUCAGCAAUCAACCCUGCGUCCUUCGCCACUCCCACUCUAGGGCUCCAGGCUCCAAGCGGUGUUGGCCCCGGGGCGGUCGUCAACCGUGGGUCGGCUACGGCCACGCGCCGCCAAGAGGCGCAGCAAGACACACAAUCUACCUAUUCAGGAUCUGGUCAGGCAGGCCGCGGCGCUCAGUCGACGUUUCAGACCGGAUCAAACUAUCCGGUUCCCAGCUAUCCCUACAACCCAUAUGGCGCCUUCGGAACUGCCGGUCGGGCAGGGGGCAUACCGUACGCUCCCGGCACGGUCCAGGGCCUGGAUUCGUUCACGGGUGGCUUCACCCAAGGGGACUAUGCGGGGCGAGGGCGCUUUCCUAGCCCACAGUCCGCCGGAGUUGUGACGCAUGACCAGGUUGUGCCGACUCUUGGAACACAGCCAGAUUUGUUCGCAGCAUUCCAAGGCCUGUCGUUGAAUUCCCGCUAG